CCUCAGUGUUUUUUACGAACAAACAACAUCAUGAAAACAUCGGAGAAUAUUACGGCACGGAAAAUGUCCGUUUACUGGCUGACGUUAUUGCUUUUGAACGGAAUAAACGUAUAUCCGGGCCAUAGCAAUAAAGUUGCAGUCAAGCGGAUCGCGGCCGCGUACCCGUGGCUGAUAUGCGCGUUCUGGGCGUUCAUCAUGACGUCGGUGACCACGUCGCUGGCGGUGCGACACACCAGCUACGAGGAAGCGGUCGAGAUGCUCACGUACAUCACGGGCUCGUCGAGCACGCUGGCCCUGUUCGCCAUCGGCGUGCACAAGCGGCCCGGGCUGUGCCGGAUGCUGGACACGAUGCGGUGCGACUUCUGGGACGACGGGCGCCAGGAGACCGCGGACUCGCUGUUCUCGCGGUUCGUGCGCACGUACGGCGCCGUCAUGCCCGCCGCCAACGUGAUGAUGUGCAUGGCACCGGUCGUAUGGGUGUCCCGCUACGGUGACAUCGACUCGCCGGCCGCGCUCAUAUUCCGCAUGUGGACGCCGUGGACGCGGCUGACGGUCGCCCGGUACGUCGCCGUGUACGCCGCCCAGUUCGUCGUAUCGCUGAGCGUGCUGACCAGCAUCGCGGGCAUGGUGUUCGCCAUGGUGCUGUUCGUCACUGAGAUGCAGGUCCAAGUGAACACGCUCGUCGACACCAUCCGCGACCUGCACGUGGACAUGUGGUACGACGAAGGAGACGGCCGUCCGGACGCGCACGCCGACCGCCGCCGUCAGGCUGCGUACGACGGUCUCGUCAAGUGCGUCAAACACCAUCAGACGCUCAUCACAUACUUCAGUCAUUUUAAAUCGUAUUUCAAUUUGUUGUUCAUUGUCGACAUCGUAUAUGUCAUGGUAAUGACGUGUUUGUGUGCAAGCAGCGUAUUAAUGGCAAAUGGUUUUUCAGCGUUUCACAUAAAAAUGAUGUCUCUUCUUAUUAUAGUGGUUUCUCAGUUCUUUUUCUACUGCUUGAUUGGUGAACAAUUUUCGACGAUGAACAAACAACUUGGGGAUUGCGUCUAUUUCAAGCUAGUGAAAUGCAAGGAUCCAAAGUUAGCACGGGUCGGUCUUUUAAUGAUUCUGAGAACACAAAAACCGUUACAAUUAACUACGAUGGGCAUCACCAAGUACACAGCUUCGCUGUUCACAUUUACAGUCACGAUGAGGUCUGCUUAUGCAGGAUUUAAUGUGCUGUACAAUUCUUAAUAAAAUAUCAAUAUCAAAUUUAAGCAACUGUUGCACUUAUAUUUUGUAAAUCGAUUUUUUUUUUUGUAUUUAGAUGUCUUUACAACCACAAUCAAUAAACACUAAUAUAAUAAAUUAUAUAAAAGUAAUAAUAAAAUCGUAUAACACAUUAUAA
Molecule: messenger RNA, 1390 nt
Organism: Rhopalosiphum padi (bird cherry-oat aphid)
Lineage: Eukaryota; Metazoa; Arthropoda; Insecta; Hemiptera; Aphididae
Exons: 4
Coding region: 31-1236 (401 amino acids)
Biological process (GO): detection of chemical stimulus involved in sensory perception of smell; sensory perception of smell
Cellular component (GO): plasma membrane
Molecular function (GO): odorant binding; olfactory receptor activity
Source: RefSeq, a predicted model, not a curated record